UCUUUUGCUUGGUCUGUCCGUCACUGCGUCAAUAAUAUUAUAUUGCAGCUGCAAAGUGCCAACGGCCACCCAACCAAAGCUGCGCAUCCUCACUGACGAGUGCGUAUCUUUCAACUGCUACCCGAAGCAAAUCGAUCCUCCGAUAAUCUAUCAAUUUCAUACAUACAUACAUGUACAGCUGCUGUACUUGCACAGUUAGUUUCAUCAUAAGCCCAACCAACCAAUCCUCCACUCAUUCAUUAGCUAGCUAGCCACACCACAGUAUUUAAUCCACCAUGAAGUUCUCUGUUUGCAUCUCGUCUCUCCUUGCAGGAGCUGCUAGCUCUUUUGUGCUUCCUCAGACUCCCACCACCACGACAACAGUCACGCAACUGUCGGCAUUCCGACAACCCAUCAUGGCCGGGAAUUGGAAGAUGAAUCCGGAAACGGAAGAAGAAGCUCUCUCUUUGGCUUCCGAAGUGGCCGAGAGACUGGGUGCAGAGACGUGUGCUACGGGCGGGGAUAGUGUCGAUGAAAGUACCUGCACCGAAGUGGUCGUCUUUCCACCCUUUCCAUUCAUUAGCAAGGUCAAGGAUGCCGUGGCAGGUGCCGGACUUGUCGUGGGCGCACAAAACUUUUUUUACGAAGACAAGGGAGCCUUUACCGGAUCCGUCAGUGCCAGUAUGGUCAAAUCCACAGGAUGCGAAUAUGUCCUCUGUGGACACUCUGAACGAAGAACUCUCUUUGCCGAUUCUGAUUCCAACAUUAACCUGAAGGUCAAGAAAACCUUGGAUUCUGGCAUGAAACCCAUUCUGUGCAUUGGUGAAACUCAAGAAGAAUUCGAAAUUGGCAUCAAAAAGGAAGUUUGCGCCACACAACUGUCCAAGGAUCUGUACGGAAUCACCAAAGAACAAAUGAAAGAUGUCGUCAUUGCCUACGAACCAGUAUGGGCCAUUGGAACCGGAUUGGUCUGUGGAGCAGAAGAUGCCAAUGAGAUUCAUGCCUACUGCCGAGAGGUACUCACUAACCUAUUCGACGAAGAAGUCGCACAAGCCACACGAAUCCAAUAUGGGGGAAGUGUCAAGCCCGAUAAUGUCGAUGAUAUCAUGGCCAUGCCCGAUAUCGAUGGAUGUCUGGUCGGUGGAGCAUCCUUGGAGGGAGAAGGAUUCGCCAGAAUUGUCAAUUUCAAACGAGCAGAGUAAAUAAAUGAAGAGUACAAAUAAAAGGAGGCUGGAAGAAGGAAAAUACUACACGACAUGAAAAUGACAUGAAAUGAAAUGGAUACAAACACAACAUAACUGACCGACACAGGUCGCUCGUCAUUGGAAAAAUAAACAGUAAAAUUCAACUCGUGGUGCUUUCCUCUGAGGCAUUCCACCAACAUUUGAUGUUCAACAUUUGAUGUUGUUCUUGGUGGGUCUCCGGUCAGAUCAGGCUUUGAAGAAAAGCUGUUUCGACGGGCAACAACUCUUAAAAAAAACACAUGUAGUCGUGUUGUUUGCGUCGGGAUUGGUUGUUAGGCAAAGACAAUGCAUCCAAGUCCUCUGGAUGACCUUUGUAGAGAUAUAAUAUGUACGUUCGUGGUUGUGCCUUGAGCAGAAAGGCACAGCAUGAUUUGCCCAUACCGGUAGCGCAGAAACAAAGACUGCGUUUAUCGGCGAAACCAUUGCUUAGGGUGGCAACCCCAACCAGUUACAAUAUGAACAACUGGAAACAGGAGCAGAGGACUCUGUUUUAACUGAGCACCAAAAUCAACUUCAAGUGCAUGUACCAUUGUUGGGAUCAGGAAGCAAGUAAAGUGAUCCAGAGUCAUUGCGACUGGUACCGGUACGAGGUUUGCUUCAAU
This is a messenger RNA of Seminavis robusta, 1825 nucleotides long. NCBI's taxonomy places the organism in Eukaryota, Bacillariophyta, Bacillariophyceae, Naviculales, Naviculaceae. The record is from the annotation of a GenBank genome assembly.